This is a messenger RNA of Miscanthus lutarioriparius, 4905 nucleotides long. The record is from the annotation of a GenBank genome assembly. NCBI's taxonomy places the organism in Eukaryota, Viridiplantae, Streptophyta, Magnoliopsida, Poales, Poaceae.
AUGGAGGGGGCACCUGCUAGCAACACAAGGAAGAAGGUUCGGAGAGAAGGCUCCUCCUCCCAGCCAGGAGUUGCUACACCAUCUACUGAGAGAACUAUACGGGAGAGGCAGGAGCGCCGAAGAUCUAUAAUAAGAGCGAAGAAAGAAGGUAGGGUUACAUGUUCCAGUAAGAGGGCAACAGAGGGAGAGCAGCAGUGUCAGAGGCUAAAAGCAAGGUCAAGGAAAGAAGACGACGAGAUAUCAUACUACGGGCCUCCUGCGCACAAGUGUCAGUACUGUGGUGCGCAGUUUUGGUACCAAGAACGUGUGAAAAGAACGUAUCGAGGUGAAGGAGACCGUGUACGUUUUCAUCUCUGUUGUAGGGGAGGUAAGGUGCGCUUGCCUCUUCUAAAAGAUCCCCCUCCAUUUCUAGCUGGUUUGUUGAACCCAAAUGGUGAUACUUUCUCUAAAUACUUCAUCAAAUCUAUACGUUCAUACAACUCCAUGUUUGCUUUCACUUCACUCGGUGCUAAAAUUGACAUGGAUAUAAACAAGGGUCCUGGCCCGUAUGUCUUUAAAAUUAAUGGACAGGUCCACCAUCGAAUUGGAUCUUUACUACCAGAUGAGGGUAAGUCUCCUGUAUAUGCACAACUUUAUAUUUAUGACACUGAUAAUGAGGUUGAAAAUCGAAUAUCAAUUUUUGAUAGGGAUAGGGACUGUGAGGGUGAGAAUGAAAUUGAUAGAAGAAUUGUCCAGGGCUUAGUGAGGAUGUUUGAUGCAGCAAAUGAGCUGGUGAAAUCCUUUAGGGCAGCUAGGGACCUAUUGGUCCAAAACAAUAGUUGCCGCCAAUUGCGUCUCAGGUUAUUGCACGAUAGAUCGAAAGCUGCACCUCAGUACAAUGCACCAACAGGAUCCGAGAUAGCUGCUUUGAUAGUUGGUGACUUUUCGGAGGAGAAGAAGAGUCCUGAUAUAAUAAUUCAGGAUAGAGGCGGUGGGCUUAGAAGGAUUAGUAACCUUCAUUCUAAUUACAUGGCUUUGCAGUACCCAGUUCUUUUCCCAUAUGGUGAGGAGGGCUUCAAACUAGGGAUCAAGUAUAGCCACACGGGGACCUUGCGGGUUAAAUCUAGGGGUGAGGUUACCAUGCUCGAGUAUUAUGCUUUCCGUUUACAACAACGUAGCUGUGAGGCCACUACAUUGUUAUGCGGGGACCGAUUAUUCCAGCAGUAUAUAGUCGAUGCAUUUGCUUCAGUAGAGGAGAAUAGGCUUCGAUUUAUUAUUAAAAACAAUAAGAACCUAAGGUCGGAGAUUUACAAGGGUAUUCAUGACGCACUACACAAGGGUGAUUUUGACGGAAACAAUGUUGGUAAGAAAGUUAUAUUGCCUGCUAGCUUUACUGGGAGCAAAAGAUACAUGGUACAAAACUACCAGGACGCAAUGGCUAUUUGUAGGUUCUAUGGGCCUCCAGACUUGUUUAUCACCUUUACUUGUAAUCCCAAGUGGCAAGAAAUAGACGACUCCCUUGCAUUUAUACCAGGCCAGAAAGCUAACGCUAGACCUGAUAUGGUUAGUCGGGUUUUUAAAUUGAAGGUUCAGGAGCUGGUUUCGGUGCUGAAGAAGGGUACUUACUUUGGAAAAUCACGAGCAGUGCUCUACACUAUUGAGUUCCAGAAGCGUGGUCUACCUCACGUUCAUAUUUUGCUUUGGCUUGAAGGUAACUCGAGAGACCCACGGCCUUUGUUUAUUGAUUCAAUAAUUACUGCUGAUAUACCAUAUAGAGUUUCAGACCCUUUGGGUUAUAGCCUUGUCGACGAAUUCAUGGUGCAUGGUCCUUGUGGGGAGCUUAACAAAAAAUGUCCAUGCAUGAAGAACAAUAAGUGCUCAAAAUUUUUCCCUAAAGCUUACCAGCAAAGCACAAUUGUUGGUGAGGAUGGGUUCGUGCAGUAUAGGCGUCCUGAAUCUGGUAGUUAUGUCGAGCGGUACGGGGUUAGACUUGACAGUGGAUGGGUUGUUCCUUACAACUUGUCUUUGUUAAAGAGAUUUAGAGCCCACAUAAAUGUUGAAUGGUGCAACAAGACACAUCUAAUCAAAUAUUUGUUUAAGUACGUCACGAAGGGUCCAGAUCGUGCUAGAGCUAUAAUUGAGAGCUUUGAUAAUGACACUCAUGCUGGCCCCUCUCAACAGCACCCUGUAGGUAACGAUGGCACCACUCAGCCACAGGUAGAUACUCAGAAAAAGGAUGACGAAAUUGAUGAAGUUAGGGAGUAUAUUGAUUGUCGUUAUUUAUCCUCUCAUGAGGCUGUCUGGCGUAUGUUCGAGUUUGAUAUACAUUAUAGGACACCCUCAGUAGAGAGGUUAUCUGUGCACCUGCCUUUCAUGAACAACCUUGUGUACCAGGCUAACCGCCCCUUAGCUGAUAUUGUAGAUGACCCUCGUUCCCUGAAAACAACAUUGACUGAGUGGUUUUGCGCUAAUAGGGUGUACCCAUCUGCCCGAGAACUAACGUAUAUAGAAUUCCCUACUAGGUGGGUUUGGGAUAAAAAGGAUAGAGCUUGGUAUCCCCGCAAAGGAUCUAAGAAAAUUGGGAGGGCUAUAUAUAUAAACCCUAGCUGUGGUGAGCUGUACUACCUACGUAUGCUCUUGAAUGUUGCCAAAGGUGCUACAUCCUAUGAGGAUCUUCGAACUAUCGCUGGUGUUAUGUACCCAACAUUUAAAGAUGCCUGUCAGGCGCUUGGCCUUCUUGGAGAUGACAAUGAGUGGCGUGAGGCUCUUAGAGAAGCAUCUGUCUGGGGAUCAGCCGCUCAAAUGCGCCAGCUUCUUGUUACUAUAGUACUUUUUUGUUCAGUUUGCGACGUGCCCUCCUUGUUCUCUGAGUUCUAUACUUAUUUCACUGAUGAUAUACAUCAUAAAAUCAAGAGGAUUCUGCAACUACCAUUCUAUACGCCUCUUGAGGGGGUUGCUGCACUCUUGCUCCUCGGAGGACGAUACGCACAUUCCCGGUUUAAAAUUCCUAUAGUCAUUGAUGAGUCAUCUGUUUGUGAGAUUAGAAGGGGCUCAUUCCUAGCAGAUUUAAUAGUCCAAUGCUCUUUGAUAAUAUGGGAUGAGGCCCCAAUGACCCAUAGACACUGUUUUGAGUCACUAGAUCGCAGCAUGCGUGACAUUCUUGGUAAACUGGACUCUUCCAAUUUUCAUAAGCUCUUUGGUGGGAAAACGGUGCUACUUGGUGGAGAUUUUCGCCAAGUAUUACCUGUUGUCGAGGGUGGGAGUAGAUCAGAAACCAUAGAUGCAUCCAUAACUAACUCCUACAUCUGGAAGCACAUUAAGAUACUAAGACUUACAGUGAACAUGCGCCUGCUUGCCAUGGCAGACAGUGGGUUACCUAUAGAGCAAGUGAAAGAAUUUAAUGACUGGGUGUUAAGUAUUGGAGAUGGUACUGCACAAGGAACUGUGCAUAGUGACGAUGGAGACUCCGAGUUAGUAGAAAUACCACAUGAUGUUUUAAUCCCAAGGUUAGAGUCAGCCAUUGAUGAUAUAAUAAGAUCUACAUACCCAAACUUAGCCACAUUAUACUCGGAUCCAGCCUACUUAAGGGAAAGAGCUAUUAUCUCUCCAAAAAAUGACACUAUCGAUGAAAUUAAUGGACGUGUCCUCUCUUUAAUCCCAGGCCAUGAAAAGUUCAAAGGCAUUCCUCCUCAUAAGCUUGCACUUAAGAUUGGUUCGCCUGUGAUGCUUCUACGCAAUCUAAAUCAAAGUGCAGGCUUCUAUAAUGGUACAUGCCUUAUAAUAACGCAAUUAGGUGAUCGAGUUGUGGAGGCUCAGAUAAUUACAGGAUCACACGCUGCUGAAAAAGUUAUCCUUCCUCGUAUUGCCUUGCACGUAUCAAGUACCAAAUGGCCCUUUGUACUUAGUAGGCGGCAAUUUCCAAUUCGUCUAUGUUAUGCAAUGACCAUAAACAAGAGUCAAGGACAAACCUUGCAGAAUGUUGGCCUCUACUUGCCACGCCCAGUUUUUAGCCAUGGGCAACUGUAUGUUGCUAUAUCACGCGUAACAUCUAGGAAAGGUCUUAAGGUCCUAAUUGAUGAUGAUACAGGUUCAGAUUGCACCGUCACCCAGAACAUUGUAUACAAGGAGGUCGUACUCGGUCUAAUGAUUCCUUUGCUUAUGAUUAAACGACAGAUGGCCUAUAACAUGUUGUCGGAGAUUAACCCAACGAAGUACAAUUGGCGUGUCAAGGUUAGAGCCGCAAGGAUAUGGCAGUUUUCUGGCACUUCCAAGGGGAAGGAAUUUAGCUCAAUGGAACUCAUUCUCGUUGAUGAAGAGGGCCUAGGGGUCACAGCCUGCAUUGGGCAGAAAAACCUUGACAAGUUUUCUAGAUCCAUGUCUGAAGGCCAUUCCUAUUAUAUAAGAAAUUUCCAAGUCAGCAAGCAAGCACGGAAGUUCAGAGCUAUACCCAGCAUGUACACCAUAUUUUUCACGCCGUGGACCAUUAUUGAAGAAAUCCCUCCUGAGUUGUCCGCCAGCCUGCCGCUCUAUGUAUUUAACUUUGUGGAUUUUGGAGAUUUAGAUGAUAAAGCAAGGCAUGGGGAUGGCUUAAUAGCUGGUGGCUGUGACGAGGAAAAUGCUAAUAGGAAGACUGUGUCCGAACUCUUGUCCUUAAACCCCCAUGAAGAUAAUGAUGUACGCUUUACAUGCCAUGCAAGUAUAAGGGAAAUAGACGUCACAAAUGGUUGGUGGUACAAAGGUUGCAGCGUAUGUAAGAAGGGUUUGAAGGCAACACUCCAAGGGUUUGAAUGUGUAAACUGUGCUGAGACGGAGCCUGUGAUCGUUCCCAGCUACAAGCUAAAUGUUGUCAUCGAAGAUGCCACUGGCCGUGGGAAAAUAUUUAUGUUUGGAGGUGUAGCUGAGCAGGUCGAACGUGCUGGGAAAUAA